AAGACGACGUCGUAGAGCAGGCUUUUGCUUGUCGUGCAAUAUAUCGUAUCGUACGACUACAAAUAUAUAUACAACUGCUCUGUUUCUGAAAUAUCUACGCUCUCAAAUUUGGGAAAAAUCAAUCGAUUAGCUGAUUGCUCCUUUCUAUUAUAAUCUGCAUGGCGACCGAACAACCAAAGCCGGCGACUGAGGACCCAAAGAUCGAUCUAUUUGAAGACGAUGACGAGUUUGAGGAGUUCGAAAUUGGUCAAGAGUGGGAUGACAAAGAAGAAGGCAAAGAAGUGACUCAGCAAUGGGAAGAUGAUUGGGAUGAUGAUGAUGUUAAUGAUGAUUUCUCCCUGCAGCUUAGGAGAGAACUCGAGAGCAACACAGAGAAGAAUGAAGCCAAAUCUACAUGAAACAGUUGUCUUAAGCGAGAUGCUUGGUAGAUUUUCGAUCAAAAAUUGGGUUUGUUGUUAUUUUAUAUGACCAGCUGUUGCUGAAACAUCUUUAAUUCCACCUUCUGAACUUCAUAAUGAAAUUUACCGGUUGUGAGUUGUGAAGUUA
Molecule: messenger RNA, 546 nt
Organism: Olea europaea var. sylvestris
Lineage: Eukaryota; Viridiplantae; Streptophyta; Magnoliopsida; Lamiales; Oleaceae
Product: protein DELETION OF SUV3 SUPPRESSOR 1(I)-like
Exons: 3
Coding region: 159-398 (79 amino acids)
Biological process (GO): double-strand break repair via homologous recombination; mRNA export from nucleus; proteasome assembly
Cellular component (GO): proteasome regulatory particle, lid subcomplex; proteasome complex
Source: RefSeq, a predicted model, not a curated record